Cetraspora pellucida is the source of this 507-nucleotide messenger RNA. NCBI's taxonomy places the organism in Eukaryota, Fungi, Glomeromycota, Glomeromycetes, Diversisporales, Gigasporaceae. The record is from the annotation of a GenBank genome assembly.
AUGUUUUUACAAUUACCUGAUAUUAAACCAUUACUUUCUGAAAAUAUUUUAUCAAAAUUUAAACAUACUUUUCUUAUUCGUGAUCCUGAAAAAUCUGUUAAAUCAUUCUAUAGAUCUAUAAAUAAAUCUAAUAAUAAAAAAUUAAAUUUUGAUAGAAUCGGUAUUGAAGAAUUAAGAAAACUUUAUGAUAUAAUUAAAAAUACAAUUAAUGAAGAAAUUUUAUUAAUAGAUGCAGAUGAUCUAGUUGAAAAUCCUGAAAAAAUAUUAAGAAAAUAUUGUGAAAAUGUGAAUAUAAAAUUUAGAAAAGAAAUGCUUAUUUGGAAACCACAAAAAAUGGAUAUAUGGAAAAAUAACUAUUUAUGGCAUAAAAAUGCGAUGGAAAGUACAAAAUUUGAAUUGAAAUUUGAUAAUAAUGAAAUUAUAGAAUAUCCACAAAGUGUUUAUAACACAAUUUUAUUUGAAAAACCUCAUUAUGAUUAUUUAUACCAAUAUAAAACAAAAUUUUAA